GCGAUUUAUUAUAAUUUUAUGGCGAGAUCUUAUUUUAAUCCGUGUCCCUUCUAGCCACGACGAUUCUGUUACCCGUCGUUCCUCGGAGCGGAAGUGCAUCUGUGAAAGGUCACGCUUCCGGAAACAGUAGCACUUGUGUUCCGACGGCUAGCAGAAGAAGCUAACAGUGUUUUAUGAUUGUUCAGUCUGAUUGUUAACGUUGUUUACUAAGAGAGGUGUAAUGUGAUGGCUGGAGACUGUGAGACAUGAGAUGAUCCAGCAGCGGCUGCGUUUAUUCGCCUCAUUACAAACACAUCAGCUGCUCAACGACAACAACAACAACAACAGAGAGAACAACAGCGUCUGCAGCGCCACAACACGAAUGUCUUCUUUAUUAUCUUGUGGAUUAAAGUCACGGGAUCAGAAGAGAAAGCGUGUGAAUGGAUGAACGUCGUCUCUUAUAGAGGAUUCUUUCAUAUAAAUGCAUGAAUGACCGCAGGCCGCGCUAGACAGCGGUGUGUUGUGAGUGCUGUGUGGCUCUGUCAGUGAUGCUCGCGCGUGAAUGCUCGUGACAUGUCGCUCUUCAGAGAGUUCGUGGCUCCGCCGGAGUGUCCGGUGUUCGAGCCCAGCUGGCAGGACUUCAGCGACCCGUUCGGAUUCAUCCACAAGAUCAGAGACAUCGCUGAGAAAAGCGGCAUCUGCAAGAUCAGACCACCACAGGGCUGGCAGCCUCCCUUCGCCUGUGACUUUCGCAGUUUUCGCUUCACUCCAAGAAUCCAGCGACUCAAUGAACUAGAGGCUCUCACCAGAGUCAAGCUCAACUUUCUGGAUCAAAUCGCCAAGUUUUGGGAGCUCCAGGGUUGUAGACUGCGGUUUCCUCAAGUGGAGAGAAAAGUGCUGGAUCUCUAUCUGCUGAGUAAGCUGGUGUCUGCAGAAGGAGGCUUCCAGGUGGUGUGUAAAGAGAAGAAAUGGUCAAAGAUCAGCAGUCGUAUGGGGUUCCCGUCGGGGAAGGGUGUGGGGUCUCUGCUGCGCACUCAUUUCCAGAGGAUUCUGUAUCCGUAUGAGCUCUUCCGUACCGGAGCUACACUACCCGGCGUUCACAAGAUUUACCAAGAAAACCCUGAGGCUGAAGACACAGAUGAAGGGAUCGGAGGUGGAGAUGACGAGGAAGAUGAGGAGAGAGGGGCAGAGGGGCGGUCUCCUCAACAUCUGAAGGAUGAAAGAGAAAACGAGGAGCCUAAAGCUGUGCAGAUGUUCAACACUGCUGACGUCAUCACACCUGAUGAUGACAGCUUCAUCAGAAAGCAGAAGUACCUGAAGGCUCAAGCGUUUGCCCUGAAGAUGCGUCCACGUAAAGAGAUGCUGCAGGUGAAUUACAUCGACCUGUACAUGUGUAUGGCGUGUGGGCGGGGCGACGAGGAGGAGCGCCUCCUGCUGUGUGACGGAUGCGAUGACAGCUAUCACACCUUCUGUCUGAUCCCGCCCCUGCAGGACGUCCCUAAAGGAGACUGGCGCUGUCCCAAGUGCGUGGCAGAGGAGUGUAACAAACCCCGCGAGGCGUUCGGCUUCGAGCAGGCCGUGCGUGAGUACACGCUCCAGAGCUUUGGCGAGAUGGCCGAUCACUUCAAGUCGGAUUACUUCAACAUGCCGGUGCACAUGGUGCCCACUGAGCUGGUGGAGAAAGAGUUCUGGCGUCUGGUGAGCAGCAUCGAGGAGGACGUCAUCGUGGAGUACGGCGCAGACAUCAGCUCCAAAGAUGUCGGCAGUGGAUUCCCGGUGAGAGACGGAAAGAGGAAACUGAUCGGAGACGAGGAUGUGAGACACCAGUGUUGUUUUAUUUCAUCUGUGUGGUUCUUCAACUGGGCUGUAGUAGUGUUGAUGUGUCGUGUCGUGUCGUGUCGUCAGGAGUACGCCAACUCGGGCUGGAAUCUGAACAACAUGCCGGUGCUGGAGCAGUCGGUGUUGACACACAUCAACAGUGACAUCUCCGGCAUGAAGGUGCCGUGGCUGUACGUGGGCAUGUGCUUCUCCUCCUUCUGCUGGCACAUCGAGGAUCACUGGAGUUACUCCAUCAACUUCUUGCACUGGGGGGAACCCAAGACCUGGUACGGAGUUCCAGCCCACGCGGCCGAGCAGCUGGAGUCGGUCAUGAAGAAAGAAGCUCCAGAGCUGUUCGACUCGCAGCCCGACCUCCUGCAUCAACUCGUCACGCUGAUGAAUCCAAACGUCCUCAUGGAGCACGGUGUCCCGGUGUAUCGGACCAAUCAGUGUGCAGGAGAGUUUGUUGUUACCUUCCCAAGAGCCUAUCACAGCGGCUUCAAUCAGGGCUACAACUUUGCAGAGGCUGUAAACUUCUGCACAGCAGACUGGCUGCCCCUCGGGAGACAGUGCGUGGCUCAUUACAGACGUCUGCAGCGCUACUGCGUCUUCUCGCACGAGGAGCUGGUGUGUAAGAUGGCCGCCGACCCCGAGAGUCUGGACGUGGAACUAGCUGCUGCUGUGGUGCGAGAGCUCGGCGAGAUGAUGGAGGAGGAGAGCAGACUGAGAAGAGGCGUUCAGGAGCAGGGGGUGCUCUCCUCGGACCGGGAGGUGUUCGAACUGCUACCCGACGACGAGCGUCAGUGCUGGAGGUGUAAGACCACCUGUUUCCUCUCGGCCCUCACCUGCACCUGUAGUCCAGAGCGUCUGGUGUGUCUGCACCACGCCUCAGAUCUCUGCAGCUGCCCGGCGAGCGACAAGUGUCUGAGAUACAGGUACGAUCAGGAUGAGUUUCCCACAAUGCUUUACAGGGUAAAGUCCCGUGCACAGUCUUACGACACCUGGGCAAAGAGAGUCACAGAGGCGCUGGCAGGACAUAACAAGAGCAAGAAAGAUCUGAUCGAGCUGAAAGUUCUGCUGGAGGACGCCGAGGACAGAAAGUACCCAGAGAACAACCUCUUCCGUCAUCUCCGAGACACCGUGAAGGAGGCCGAGACGUGCUCGUCUGUGGCUCAGCUACUGCUCAGUCACAAACACAAACACAAACGAGAACGUCCAGAGAGCGGCGCACAGAAGACACGGAAUAAACUGAGCGUGGACGAGUUGAAAGUGUUUGUCGAGCAGCUGUACCGUCUGCCCUGUAUCAUCAGUCAGGCCAAUCAAGUCAAAGAGUUGCUGGAGAACGUGGAGGACUUUCACGAGCGUGCUCAGGCGGCUCUCUCGGAUGACACUCCAGACUCCAGUAAGCUGCAGGCUCUCCUUGAUCUGGGCUCGGGGCUGGAUGUGGAGCUGCCCGAGCUGCCGCGUCUCAAACAGGAGCUGCAGCAGGCGCGCUGGCUGGACGAGGUGCGUCUGACACUGAUGGAGCCGCAGCGGCUCACCCUGGAGCUCAUGAAGCGUCUCAUCGACUCGGGCGUGGGUCUUGCGCCGCAUCACGCCGUGGAGAAGGCCAUGGCUGAGCUGCAGGAGCUGCUCACCGUGUCAGAGCAUUGGGAGGAGAAGGCUCGGACGUGCCUGCAGGCCAGGCCUCGACACAGUUUACUGACGCUGGAGAGUAUUGUGAUGGAGGCGAAGAAUAUUCCGGCAUAUCUGCCCAAUGUGCUUACCCUCAGAGACGCUCUGCACAGAGCCAAAGAGUGGACGGCCAAAGUGGAGGCCAUUCAGAGCGGCAGUAACUACGCCUACCUGGAGCAGUUGGAGGGGCUGUUAGCAAGAGGUCGAUCCAUCCCUGUCAGAUUGGAAGCUUUGCCACAGGUGGAGUCACAGGUGGCGUCUGCAAGAGCCUGGAGAGAAAGGACUGCUCGCACCUUCCUCAAGAAGAACUCCACCUACACCUUACUGCAGGUGCUUAGUCCACGGGUCGACAUCGGCGUGUAUGGCACGAGUAAGAGCAAGCGCAAGCGUGCCAAAGAACUGAUGGAGAAAGACCGUGGUCUGGAUCUGGAAACUCUGAGCGACCUCGAGGACAGCUUAGAGGAGACCCGCAACCCCAGCGUCGUCGUGGCCGCCUUCAAAGCCAGAGAACAACAAGAAGGAGAUGCCAUCCAUUCGCUCCGCGCUGCCAACCUGGCCAAAAUGGCAAUAGUGGAGCGCAUAGAAGAGGUGAAGUUCUGUCUAUGUCGUAAAACGGCCAGCGGGUUCAUGCUGCAGUGCGAGCUGUGCAAAGACUGGUUCCACGGCACCUGCGUCCCCCUUCCCAAAGCCGGACCUCAGAAGAAAAUGGUGGCCGGCUGGCAGGGCUCCAGCAAGGAGUCAAAGUUUCUUUGCCCGCUGUGUCAGCGUUCCAGACGCCCGAGGCUGGAAACCAUCCUGUCACUGCUGGUGUCGCUGCAGAAGCUCCCGGUAAGGCUGCCAGAGGGCGAGGCGCUGCAGUGUCUCACAGAGAGAGCCAUGGGCUGGCAGGACCGUGCUCGGCAAGCCCUCGCCACCGACGAACUCUCUUCGGCCCUGGCCAAGCUGUCUGUGCUCAGCCAGCGCAUGGUGGAGCUCGCUGCUCGAGAAAAAACAGAAAAGAUCAUCAAUGCGGAGCUGCAGAAGGCCGCCAACAACCCGGACCUGCAGGCAAGAGCUUUAGUGUACUCAAAGUCACGACAGAUUCAAAGUGAAGCGUUUAUGGGACACAUCCAGACGUUUCAGCAGGCCGGAUUCAGCAGGGCCACAUCACCUCGACCCUCUGUAGAUUAUGAUGAUGAAGAGACCGACUCGGACGAGGACAUCAGAGAGACCUACGGAUACGACGACAAGGAUUCAGGAGAAGUGAAGCCGUAUUUGUUCUGCGAUGAGGAAAUCCCCGUGAAGUCAGAGGAGGUGGUCAGUCACAUGUGGCCGACGACGCCGUCUUUCUGCGCAGAGCACGCGUACUCCUCUGCCUCCAAGUCCUGCCCUCAGAAUCAGCCCGUCCCACGCAAGCAGCCCAGAAAAACACCCCUGGUGCCGCGGAGUCUGGAGCCGCCGGUUCUUGAGCUGUCGAUGGCCGCUAAAGCUCAGCUGGAGGACCUGAUGAUGGAGGGCGACCUGCUGGAGGUGUCACUGGACGAGACGCAGCACAUCUGGAGGAUCCUGCAGGCGACGCACCCCCCUUCGGAAGACAAGUUCCUGCAGGUCAUGGAGCCCGACGACGCUCCUCUGGACAAACCUGUCAAGCUGAAGGUGAAGGACAUGGAGAAGAAGAGGAAGAGGAAGCUGGAAAGAGCGGAACAGCAGCUGCUUCUGGUCGCCAGUGGCAUGGAGGGCCGAACAAAGUCUAAAGACAUGAAACGGGUUCUGGAGCUCAAGCCCAAGAAGAAGAGACUGAAGCUGAUCCCGGACUCUAAGUCUCGGGAGCUGAAGCAGCUGGCCAAGCGGCUCGCCAAAGAGGAGAAAGAACGGAAGAGGAAAGAGAAAGCCGCUGUCAAGGCCGACUUCUCGAAAGAGGGGCUCGAGAGGAAAGCCAGAAAGAUCCUUGACAUCCCGUCGAAAUACGACUGGUCCGGAGCCGAGGACUCCAAUGAUGAGAAUGCCGUUUGUGCCUCCAAGAACUGCCAGCGGCCGUGCAAGGAUAAGGUGGACUGGGUCCAGUGUGAUGGGGGCUGCGAUGAAUGGUUUCAUCAGGUGUGUGUUGGCGUGUCCUGCGAGAUGGCCGAGAACGAAGACUACAUCUGCAUGGCCUGUUCUCGUAAAGCCGUCGUUGCAGAGACGGUAGUGAUGUCAUCGUCAGUCUGCGACGCUCCUUCUGUCUCGACCCAAGCCCUCGACCCCCAAGAGAGCAGUUAACACACAGAAACAAACCCCAUCGCAACUCACUAAUAACUGCAGCUCGGGGGAUCCACAUGACAUCACACAGCCAAUGAACUUCCUGUCUGAAGUCCCGCCUCCGUUUUCAUGUGUGAUGGGGAUUAAAUGCUUGUUUGUGAUAUGUAAAUGGAUUUUAUGCUAUUCAUGAUGGGAAGUUGGAUGUGGUCAUUUUUGGAUAUUAAGGUCGUCAUGAUGAUUUGGGGAAAUGAUCAUAAAUAAAUCUUACUAGUCUUAAAACCAGCA
Molecule: messenger RNA, 5973 nt
Organism: Triplophysa dalaica
Lineage: Eukaryota; Metazoa; Chordata; Actinopteri; Cypriniformes; Nemacheilidae
Gene: kdm5a
Product: lysine (K)-specific demethylase 5A
Exons: 26
Coding region: 553-5709 (1718 amino acids)
Biological process (GO): chromatin remodeling
Cellular component (GO): nucleus
Molecular function (GO): DNA binding; histone demethylase activity
Source: RefSeq, a predicted model, not a curated record